AUGGACAAGCCUGUAUACCAGUUUAAGAAGCAAGGUUCCGACAAGUGUCAAAAGAAACCGCCUCUUCGAUCUCUGCGUCAGUUGGUGAACGCUGAGUGCCAGUACCGAUGGCCCGAGGGCACUGUUCUCUACCACCAGAUUGAAGCACCCCCGAGUCUACGUCCUGGUAUUAAGGUGUCCGAUCUCAGUGGUCUACCCUCAAACCUGCAGGAGCCGUCCACGAAACUACGGUACGCCAACGCGGAUGAGUACCGAGUUAUUAAGGACCUACCCGCGGACACAGUGAAAGGCUACCUACUUCUGAGGAAUGCGCACUCAAAUACAAUGCUCUAA
Molecule: messenger RNA, 333 nt
Organism: Mesocestoides corti
Lineage: Eukaryota; Metazoa; Platyhelminthes; Cestoda; Cyclophyllidea; Mesocestoididae
Source: the annotation of a GenBank genome assembly